UUCACUUGCUGCACCCGAGCUUACUUCUUGCAGGAUAUUAUUAAUCAAAGACGAGAAGCAUUCCUUGUGGUUUAUAUUUCCUUCAACUUGACAUAUAAAAGAAGAUAAAGCACACAUUGAAAUAAAUAUCUUGGAAGAAAAUGGGAACUCUGCACGUCCCUAUUUGUCGAUGGAUGUUAGCGACAUUUGUCGUUUUUGGCGCAUUGCGGCAAUCCAAAUCAUUCAAUUUCACAAGUAAGCCUGCCGAUCCUACUGUUGUUGUGGAAGGAGUCAAUAGCACACAAGUUCACCUCGUUUGGAAUUUCACUGCCACUACAGGUUUUGGGAUCAUCAUUACAAGAGAGAAAUCCGAUGGAACACAAAACAUCCAAAUUGCAACGCUUGGCCUUGGCAGUGCCGCGUUUGUGAUAUCGAACCAGGUCGCGGCCGAAUACGAAGCAAUUCCUCCCGGAACGCUGGUGAUAAAGGAGGUCACGAGAAAUGAUGAAUGUGUUUACAGCUUCGCUGUGCUAAACUCUUUUUUACAUCGGGAACUUUUUGACAGCGUAGCUAUUGACGUGCUUUGUGAGUAUAUCAAACAACUUUGGAUGUGUUCUUUUAUACCUGGGCUUUUUCAUUGUUUACCUUAGUUCUAUCCAUAGACGUUAUUAACGAUACCGUAGGCUUAUAAAACUGCAAGGUACACAAGCUCGUUAAAACCUUUGCUUCAUAAUUUUAGUUGCAUGGACCACAAACUCCGUUCUAAUUAUCUGAUUGCCUUGUCCAUCUUUAAUCUGCAUUUCUUCCCCGUACAAUGGAAGCUGGCCAGCCGUUCUGUUAUUCAUAUGCCUGUUUUAAUGUUUACGAAGUAGGCCUCAAGCAUAUUCAACUUAUUAAUCGUUAAUCCGCUUUAAUCUUUAAAUGUGUAAGUCCUCGACGGAUUUUGUGCCCAGUAACGUCGGAGGGAGAGCAGAUUUUGUAAGUUAGAUCAGAAGAUCUAGAAAACUCACUUCUGGCUAAUUUGCAUUUAACAGCAUACAUGUUUAAUAGCCUUCAAUAGCCAGCUUUAAGUCAGUUUCUGUUAACUACUUUGUUUCCUUUUAUAAGGCUUUUUAUGAUCUCAAGAUUUUUAUACUGCGGUUGUUUGGAUGUUUAUUAGACUGUGUGUAUUGCGGUAUGAAAUUCAAAGAGUGAUGGAGCUUGUGUUUGCUGUAAUCUAAUAUGGCUGAUAAUCAUAACAUCUUCACUUGAAUCAUUUAUAUUGCACCUGGAUAAAUUAUGAGUUGUUUUGUCCUAAAUUAGGGGAUAAAAUUUUAUUUGCAUUGUCAUGACUACACUAUGGCACUGCUGAACAAAUUAAAACCCAUGGAUUUUUUUAGUUUAAAAUGAAUGUGGAAAAAAAAUUUUCUAGUAGUUAUGAUUUGUAUGAGGUAAUUUUAUUCCUCUUGCUUUAAUUGUGUUCAUUCUUGUAAAGCAGUGAUGAGUGACAAAUACUCUUUCAACAC
Messenger RNA from Orbicella faveolata, 1484 nucleotides. RefSeq lists its product as uncharacterized. Lineage: Eukaryota; Metazoa; Cnidaria; Anthozoa; Scleractinia; Merulinidae. The record is from RefSeq and is a predicted model, not a curated record.